Wickerhamiella sorbophila is the source of this 2820-nucleotide messenger RNA. RefSeq names its product ATP-dependent helicase HRQ1. Lineage: Eukaryota; Fungi; Ascomycota; Dipodascomycetes; Dipodascales; Trichomonascaceae. The coding region runs from base 1 to 2820 and encodes 939 amino acids. Gene Ontology annotation, molecular function: nucleic acid binding; ATP binding. The record is from RefSeq and is a predicted model, not a curated record. The transcript has a single exon.
AUGGACAACCUCCGUCGAAUCUUCGAUACGGCGUGUGUCUUGUCUACUUUUCUCUCCAAAAGAUCUGAUUACCGCCCUGACGCAAACAAGAUCGCACAUGCUGUAUCCCAGCAACUUAAUCAAGAGGUAUCGUUGGACGACUUGAGCAGGAUCAAGUAUUUGCUUCCGGACGAGAUUGUGUUUGACUACGAAGACAUCGUAUUUGAUGCAGUUAACGAUAGAAGUGAGCCGCAGAAAGUGUUGCUCUUCCAAUUCGUGGAUACAGUCAAAGAUGCUGAAAAUCCAGGAUCCUUGUUGGCCAAAAUCACUCAACGAAAAGAAAGGUUUCAGCGAGCGGCCAGUCAGUUCAUGUCUCGCAGAUCAUGGGACGACCUUGUGGAGGGUGCAAAGUCAAUGUACCCACGUUCAAACCCAAAUAUAUCUAUGGAAAUUGGCCCAUUGAAAGGCGAAAGUAUGGACGAAAUUAUAGACUCGUUGGAUGAAGAAUUAGCGGCCAAGCGAACUGUGCCGCCUAGACCAAGCAGCUAUGCACCUACACCGUCCAGAUAUGAACAAUUGCUCUCUCAGUUUGGAAUCGAAAAACUUUAUUCGCACCAGGCACAAGCCAUUGAGUUCAUUGAAGAAGGUAAAAACGUUAUCAUAACCACUUCAACGGCCUCUGGAAAGUCUCUGGUUUUUCAAAUGCCAAUUGUUGAUUGUCUUCAGUCGGGUGAGGGCACAGCCAUGUAUUUAUCCCCCACAAAAGCUCUUGCACAAGACCAGUUGAGAUCGUUCAGAAAUCUGCUUGAUGAGGACCUUGUUUACGCUUUCGAUGGUGAUACACCCGCAAACGACCGCCAGGGUAUUAUAGAAGAGGGCAGACUGAUCCUGUGCAACCCGGAUAUUUUACACUGUACAAUACUUCCGCAAUGGCAAAAAUGGCAGCGUUUUUUAGAGAAUUUGCGUUUUGUCGUGCUCGAUGAGUUGCAUUGUUACCAGGGGGUGUUUGGAGCUCACACGGCCAUGGUGUUUAGACGCUUGCGUCGUUUAUGUUUCGACCUAGGCAACGAUCAGCUUCAGUUUAUUGCAUGCUCGGCAACAAUAGAUAAGCCGCUCCAUUUUUUUUCUCAAAUUACAGGUCUUGAAGAAGAACAGAUUCGAAUGGUUGACAAUGACGGUUCACCAGCGGGAAAGAAGCAUUUCUUAUUUAUAAAUACCCCUCACCUGGUUGAAGAUGAUCCAUCCAGUGGGAGGGCGCUUCCUAUGACUAUUGCAGUUCCUUUGUUGAUUCGAUUGGUCUCGAGUGGACUGCGGGUAAUUGCAUUUUGUCGGGUUCGUAAAGUUUGUGAGCUUAUGAUGAGAUCGAUUCGAGAACAGUUGAGGGACCAAGAUAACGGUGAAGAGAUCUUGAGCUGUAUAAUGAGCUACAGAGGAGGGUAUGCACCCGAAAAACGUCGUGAGAUUGAGCGUGAGAUGUUUUGUGGAAAACUCAGGGCUGUAAUUGCCACUUCAGCUUUGGAAAUAGGUAUUGACAUCGGAAACCUCGAUGCUGCUGUUUUGGUGGGGUUUCCGUAUUCUUUGGCUAGCUUUCGUCAACAAGUUGGGCGUGUUGGUCGCCGCAGUACUGAUUCGCUUGUGGCGAUCGUUGCGGAUGGCUCAGUUCUCGACCGCACUUUUGUCAACGACCCAGAUAGGAUCUUUACUGAUAGAGACCCUUUGAUUCCUUUACCAAUAGAACCCGCGAUUGUUUCGAGCCAUUUGGACUGUGCGGCAUAUGAAUUAGCCCUGACCGAGGAAGAUGGUGAGGUGUUUCCGCUGUGGGAAAGCCUGAAGCAUUCUCUGGAAUUCGAAGACGGCCAAUACCAUACUUCAAAGUAUCGCCCUGCUGAAAAAGUCAGUCUUAGGGUUGCCGACUCUACAGAUAUAGCUGUGGUGAAUGUGACAGGUGGUAAUUGCGAGAUUCUAGAAAUGAUAGAGUUCAGCAGAAUCGGAUUCACAAUAUACGAAGGUGCCAUUUUCCACCAUCAAGGUAAACCGUACAUUGUAGUGAAGCUCAAUACGGAUGAAAACUAUGCACACGUUAUCGAAACAAAAGUUCAAUGGACAACGCGACAACGAGACUUUACGGAUGUUGACCCGCUAAGCUCGCAAAAAUAUAAAACCCUGAACGAUGCUUUAUGUGCCAUUGGCAAAGUUCAGGUAGCAACAACAGUAUUUGGGUAUUUCAAAGUCGACCGAAGAAACAAAAUUAUAGAGGCAGUGGACGUGUACUUGCCCCCAUUUGAGGCCAAGCGAGCCGGCAUUUGGAUGAAUUUGUCAAUUGCUGUUCUAGAAACCAUUACUGAAAAAAACCUCAAUGCGGCCGCUGCGAUACAUGCCGCAGAGCAUUUGAUCAUAAGCAUGAUUCCCCGAUUUGUUGUAACGUCUCCUGGGGAUCUCGGGACAGAAUGUAAGGCUCCUGAGAAGGAGCUGGCAAAGAAGGCGACGGGAAGAAUUCGCCUUGCUCGUUUGAUCAUUUUUGAGAGACGUGGCGGUGAAGCAGGAAAUGGAACUGUUGAAAAAGUUUAUGAAUGCUUAGAUCAAAUACUUGAUGCCUGCUGUGAGCGUAUUGAUGCAUGCCCCUGUACUCAUGGAUGUCUGGAUUGUAUUGCCAUGAGCGGAUGUACCGAGAAUAACAUUGUUUUGUCGAAACCCGGGGCACAAGUCAUAUUACGCAUGUUGAUGAACCAUCCGAUCGACGAUGUCCCUGAUGGCCCUGAACCCAACUUCGAGGCAAGCGAUAUCAUCACCGUGCAGGCGGUGCAGGCACAUCCAGUAGUGAAUAUUAAAAAAGAAGAGUAA